GCCCCCCCAACCCAAACAUCCGAGCCGGAGCCGUAGCCCAUCCCGAGCAUGGCGGUGUUAUCGGCGGCCUAUGGGGCCUCCGCGCUCUUUGGCUUCAACCGAGAGAACUUCGAGUUCGACAAGAAGCAGACGCUGCGGAGGGAGACCUUCCGCCUGGAGAUGCAGCUGAAGCGCUUCGCGCUCUUCCGGGACGACGUGCGGGACCUGGUGAAGCUCACCGUGGACCGAAUGGACGUGUACCACCUGCUGGGCGCCCUGUUCAUGAAGUUCUGCAUCAUCGUCUUCUGCAAGGGCCGGAUCCAGGCCUCGGCGCCGCCCUUCAUCCUGCAGCUCUUCCAGCUCUCCAACGCCUGCGCCUUCAUGUAUUUGCUCCUAGCUGUGUGGCUGAGCAUGCACGCCUCCAUCGCUUCUCACUCCUUCGGGGUGAAGAUGCUUACGCGCUUUGUGCGACUGCCAAUCCCCACACAGAAUCAGAUCACGUCCUUGCAGGCCAAGCUCAUAGACUUUGAGAAGCAAGGCGUGGCGCAGAUGCUGCGCAUGCCCUUCCAAGACCACCAGGAAUGGGAGCAGGUGCGGGGCGAGAAGAUGAAGGCCGCAGCAGCAGCAUCAGGGCCACCAGAGACACCGGAGGUUUCGCAGGCAUCCGCCGUUGCCCAGCGCAAGGCGAAGGGGCCAAAGAUCCCCAAGCUCGUGGGUGGGAGCAAGACCAUGGGGCAGGUGUCCGGGCUACGUGCUGCAGCAGCCGUGGGGGCGACCAGCUCCUUGCUGCUGGAUUCCCAGGAGACCCAGCCCUUCGAGGACCUGCUGACCAGCAGCCGGGGCGCCAUGCCCGAGAGGCACGUGCAGCUCUUCCGCAAGCUGCAGUUCAAGUGGCAAUGCUACGAUGCCUACUGCCGGGUUUGCCUGGGCUUAGGCCUGAAUCACAUCCUGCAGGCACUCACCUACUACUGCAUUUGCCACACCUUGGUGGAGAACCAAAUGCCCACGCUGGGGUUUGCGCUGGUGGUGUUGUUUCAGACGGCCACCAUCUUCGUGGCCUUCUUGGACCUCGCGGGGCUGCAGCACCGGGAGAUCAUCGCGGUGCAGGUCGCCAGCAUCGCGCCGGGCGUCGUCGCGGCGCUGGAGGUAAGCCUCAGCAGCCGAGACUCGGAGGGAAAGCUGCUGACGCAGGACUUCUGGUUCUCUCCCGUCAGCUUCCUGUGUCAUGCGGUCUGGCUGGAGCUUUGGCUGCGCAUCGCCUGGCCCAGCGGCGCCGAGGAGAAGCUGGCCCAGCUGCCCCGACGCUUCCGGCAGGUGCUCUUUUUGGAUCCCUUCGGCGACUGCUUCUGGGAUCCGAACCAGAUGGGGUUCUCCUGGUUUGAAGCGCUGGACUCAGAGAAGGACACGGAGCAGGCGGCGGCCCUGCAAGCGGCGCACGACGCCGCUGGGACGACCACGUCGCAGCUGGCAAUGGCGCAGUGCGCGCUGCGGCGCUGGCAGUCAGUGCCCAGCUGGUGCUGCUCCGCCCAGCAGCGCUCCGAGCUCGCGCGCCUCGAGGAGCGCCGCACCAAGUGCGGAGGUGCCAUUCGCACAGAGCUUGAGAGGUGCGGGCGCCCGGGCCUGGAGUCCAUGAUGGACAUCUUCGAGCGCACGCUGCGGCGCUGGCAGCGCCUCACGCCGGAGGAGCAGGCCUCAGAUCCCUUCGCCAACUGCCUGCUUGGACCCUUCGAGCAGGACACCGGCGGCGGCAAGACCUCCUGCUUCUACUACGACUUGGAGAAUGAGCGGACCGUCUUCAGCGAGACGACCCAGGGCUUGCUGGUCCUCUCGCUGCCGGCACUGGUGGAGCUCAUGAAGGACUGCGAGAUGCAGGCCGAAAACCUCGUGGAGCUGCGAAUCUUGCGGGACCUCACGGUGGCGAGAAAGAACCAGGAGGUGCGUGCACGCGUUCGGGCCGCGCGGCCGCGGAGUUUGCGCCAGCGGGUGCAGACGCGGCUUAAGGAGGACUCCACGCGUUUUGGCACCAACCUGGUGGGCCUCUUCAACCAGAAGCGGCCGGCGAAGCAUGGCCACAGCUGGGCGCCGUUACCAGAGGGCGACGCUGACGAGCCGCAGUUUGCCAGGGCCUCUUCUGUGGAUAGCCAGGAUCUCACGCUGAGGGCGGUGGCAGGGAAGCACGCUGCGGACUUCGUGCCGGAGCGCUUGCCCUGGCAGAUCCUUUGCCGGCUCACCCGCAUGUGCCAGCUCACCUGGUUCAUGUGUGGCUUGAUGACGCUGCUCAAGGAGCUGGGCAUGUACCAGGUGGACUUCCAGCUGCAUGCGGCUCGCCAGCUGACAGAGUCCUUGCGGUUGCAGGAGCUGCCUGUCCACUGGCCCAACGGCAGCUUCUUCGUGGCCGAUGGAUUGUCUUGCAGCAGCGGCCUCGUCAUCAGCAGCCCCACGGGCCUCUUCCUUGGCUCAGAGGAGGGGCGGCUGGAGCUUCUGGCCCCGCGUGCGGUGCCGGGCCUGGCGAUGCUGGGCGAAGAUCUGCUGGCGCCGGCCAGGGGCGGCCUGCAAUUCUGGAGCCUCAGAGAUCUCCAGCAAGGCCUGGCCGGGGAGUACCUCCCGCUGGACGGCGGCGCCGACUGGAAGAUGGUGGCCGGAGGCCUGGUGGAGUGCCAGGAGGUGCCGCCGCUGGUGGGAACGAGCCGGGAGGGCCGCUGCCUGUUGCUUGCCGGUUGGGACGGCGAGAUGCUACCGGUCGCCGUUCUGCCCGGCUGCGCGGGCUGCGGGGCUCGGCAGCUGCUGCGCGCGGCCAAAGAGGUGAGGCCAUCUCUGGCCGCACCGUUGCCCCCAGCAGAGUCCGCCCAAGGAGUGCAGGCCAUCCACAUUGAGGGCACCCAGCUCUGGGCACUGCUUAGCGGCCAUCUGCAGGCCUGGGACCUCGCCAGCCCCAGGAGUGGGCGAUGGGUGCUGCACUGGCCCGCGGAAGCCCUUCCAGUGGUGGGCAUUUGCUUCACGAGCUGCAGCGAGAUGGAAGGCCCAGACGUCCAGCCUUUGCUGCUGCUGUCAAGGCAAGGGCCUUCCUUGCUGCGGGCUUCUGUCCCGCGCAUCUGAGCCAUAGGCCCUAGCCAAGCGCAUCCCGCGAGUCAUGGAGCUGAACUCUUCAACCCGACGCCAUAGGUGUCCUCUUUGGUUGU
Molecule: messenger RNA, 3158 nt
Organism: Effrenium voratum
Lineage: Eukaryota; Dinophyceae; Suessiales; Symbiodiniaceae
Source: the annotation of a GenBank genome assembly